AUGUUAAGAUCAAAAGUAUCAUUUACUUCAAGAAUAAUCAUACCACAAUUCACCAAAAGAGUCUCAAUAACUUCAAAAAGAUACUUUAUUAAAAGUUCUAUAUCAUCUAAACAAGAAAAUACUGAUAUAAGUUCAAACCAAUACGCUGAAUUAUAUCAGGGGUAUAUAAAUAAAAAUGAUGUCAAACUUAAUUUAAAAAAACCACUUGACACAUUCCUAAGGCGUCAUAUAGGUCCUUCACCAAAUGAUAUUAAAAAAAUGUUACAAACUAUGGGUUUUAAAGACUUAUCUGAAUUUGUACAUGCUGUGAUUCCACCGCAAAUUCUACAAUUAAAACCCUUGACUUUAGAUGCUCCACAAGAUGGUUAUACUGAACAAGCAAUGUUAAAUCAUAUUGCAACAUUGGCUAAUAAAAAUAACUAUAAGGUUAAAAAUUUAAUUGGGAAAGGUUAUUAUGGUACUAUCUUACCUCCAGUAAUUCAAAGAAACAUCUUAGAGUCGCCUGAGUGGUACACUUCUUAUACCCCAUAUCAACCUGAAAUUUCACAAGGUAGAUUAGAAUCCUUACUAAAUUUCCAAACUGUUAUCUCUGAAUUAACCGGAUUACCUGUUGCCAAUGCAUCUUUAUUAGAUGAGGGUACAGCUGCUGGAGAAGCUCUUUUAUUGUCCUUCAAUAUACAUAAAAGAAAGAAAACCAAAUAUAUAAUUGACAAAAGGUUACAUCAGCAGACAAAGGAUGUCUUAAGGACAAGGUGUAGACCAUUUAAUAUCGAGUUAAUUGAAGUUGAUUGCUACAAUUGGAACGAAGUUGGCCCAAUUCUAGCAAAUGACUCACAGGUGUUUGGGUGUAUGGUUCAAUAUCCAGCAACCGAUGGUUCUAUAAUAGCAAAUGAAACUUUAACUAAGAUUUCUGAUCUAUUGCAUUCAAAGAAAAAUACCUUCACUAUGAUUGCAGAUAUAAUGGCUUUGACUCUUUUAAAGCCGCCAUCUGAAUUUAAUGCUGAUAUUGCACUUGGUUCUACACAAAGGUUUGGUGUUCCUAUGGGGAUGGGUGGACCGCAUGCAGCUUAUUUUGCUGUAUCAAAUAAACUAAAUAGAAAAAUUCCCGGCAGAAUUGUGGGUGUUUCCAAAGAUAGAUUAAAUAAACCAGCUUUAAGAUUGGCUUUACAAACUAGAGAACAACAUAUUAAACGUGAUAAGGCUACCUCUAAUAUCUGUACUGCCCAAGCAUUACUGGCUAAUAUUGCUGCCAACUAUGUAGUCUAUCAUGGUCCUGAAGGAAUUAAAAAUAUUGCAAGAAGAAUUUAUGGAUUAACCACAAUCUUAGCCAAUACUAUCAAAAAGAGCGGUAUUCAUAGAGUAACCAAUGAGACAUGGUUUGAUACUUUAACUAUAGAAUUAAAUGACAAAUAUACUUCACCCCAGUUCUUAAAGUUAGCUUUAGAAAAGUAUAACAUAAAUAUUUAUUCGAAUAGUUCUCAUUCUGUUUCUUUAUCCAUUGAUGAAACUGUUACUAUCGAAGAUAUUAAAAGCUUAAUUAAAUUGUUCAAUGAAGAUAAACUUAUAGAAGUUAAUUUCGAUCAAAUCCCUGAAUUAUCUGAAGGUAUUCAGCGUACUGAUGAUAUUUUACAACAAGAGGUGUUUAAUAAGCAUCACAGUGAAACUGCAAUGUUAAGAUAUUUACAUCGUCUACAAUCAAGAGACUUAUCUUUAGCCAACUCUAUGAUUCCAUUAGGUUCAUGUACUAUGAAAUUGAAUAGUACAAUUGAAAUGAUGCCGAUAUCUUGGCCACAAUUUACCAACCUUCAUCCUUUCCAACCCGCAGAUCAAGUUAAGGGUUUCCAAGAAAUGGUGGAGUCUUUAGAAAAAGACUUGGCAAGCAUAACAUCUUUUGAUGCUGUAUCUUUGCAACCAAACUCUGGUGCUCAAGGUGAAUAUACUGGUUUACGUGUUAUUAAGGCCUAUCUUGGAGAUAUUGGACAAUCUCAUCGUAAUGUCUGCUUGAUCCCAGUGUCUGCACAUGGUACCAACCCUGCAUCCGCUGCUAUGUGCGGAUUGAAAGUCGUUUCUGUAGCAUGUCUUCCAAAUGGAUCACUUGAUUUAAUUGAUUUAAAAGCUAAAGCAGAGAAAUACAAGGAUAAUUUAGCUGCUAUCAUGAUCACAUACCCAUCUACUUACGGUUUAUAUGAACCUGGAGUUAAAGAUGCAAUUGAUAUUGUUCAUACUUACGGUGGUCAAGUCUAUUUAGACGGUGCCAAUAUGAAUGCCCAAUUAGGUCUUACUUCGCCAGGUUUCUUAGGUGCCGACGUUUGUCAUUUGAAUCUUCACAAGACUUUUGCUAUUCCACAUGGUGGUGGUGGUCCAGGUAUUGGUGCUAUUGGUGUUCGUAAACAUUUAACUCCAUUCCUACCAACCCACUCUAUUGCACCACCAACCACAGCUACCUCCAAAUCGAUCUCAAGUGUUUCUUCUGCCACAUAUGGUAAUGCACUAGUAUUACCCAUCUCCUAUACAUUUAUCAAGAUGCUAGGAAAUAAAGGUUUACCAUUUGCCAGUAUUAUGGCCAUGUUAAAUGCCAACUACAUAAGAACUCGUUUGCAAGAAUACUACAAAAUCCUCUUCGUCAAUAAAGAAAAUGGUAUUGAUUAUUGUGCUCAUGAAUUUAUCAUUGAUUUAAGAGAAUACAAAGAAAAGCAUAUCGAAGCUAUUGAUAUUGCCAAGAGAUUACAAGAUUAUGGGUUCCAUGCUCCAACAUUAGCUUUUCCAGUCCCCGGAACUUUAAUGGUUGAACCAACAGAAUCAGAAAAUUUGGAAGAAUUGGAUAGAUUCGUGGAUGCAAUGAUCUCUAUUAAAGGUGAAAUUGACGCUUUCAUUGCAGGUGAAGGUAAAGGUAAUGUCUUGAAGAAUGCUCCACAUUCCUUAGAAGAUAUUAUUUCUUCAAAAGACUGGGACACGAGAGGUUACUCCAGAGAAUUGGCUGCAUAUCCACUACCUUACUUGAAAUAUAAUAAAUUCUGGCCUGUUGUCACAAGAUUAAAUGAUACAUAUGGUGACUUAAAUUUAAUGUGUACUUGUCCAACUGUGGAAGAAGUUAGCGAAGAAUGA
This is a messenger RNA of Arxiozyma heterogenica, 3105 nucleotides long. RefSeq names its product glycine decarboxylase subunit P (gene GCV2). Bases 1 to 3105 code for a protein of 1034 amino acids. Gene Ontology annotation, molecular function: glycine binding; glycine dehydrogenase (decarboxylating) activity; pyridoxal phosphate binding. The transcript has a single exon. Lineage: Eukaryota; Fungi; Ascomycota; Saccharomycetes; Saccharomycetales; Saccharomycetaceae. Gene Ontology annotation, cellular component: glycine cleavage complex; mitochondrion. Gene Ontology annotation, biological process: glycine decarboxylation via glycine cleavage system. The record is from RefSeq and is a predicted model, not a curated record.